UUUGAUUCGCUACUAUAAGGUACGUACCGCGAUACGAUUAGAUACCGACCAUGGGCUCAACCAUGAGUGGCGCAAUGCGAUGAAAACUCGACCAGUUCCUAUCUUCAGGAGCAAAAGAAUCAAUUAAUAUUUUGUGCUGGAAGACGGAGAUCCUCUAGUCAACCGAUAGCAGGCACCGUGGUAAGAUCUCAAGAAGAACCCGUCAGGAGGUUGAGUUAAAAACAAGUGUGCCGUUUGUUGUGCUAGAAACAAGUGAUUUUGAUACAAAUUUGUAUGUAAUAAAAUCUGUUGGUAAUUGAUUUAUUUUUAAUGCAGAGAUAGUGACAAACUAUCUAUACCGUUGAAAUUUGUUUUUCUAUGAAAACGGACGAAUUUGACAAACUUCCGCGGAAGCAACAGAUCGUGUAGUGCAGAACUGAUUACCUUUAAUUAAUUUGACCCGAGUUGCUGCACUUGCCAAGAACGAGAUGUCGCGGACAUCUAGCGAUACCCAAUUGGACAAGGUGAACCUGAAUACACAAAUCUACAAUAUUCAUGGUUUGGCGAACUCUCAAGCAUCACUAGGUAUUUCAGUCAAACAUAAAGACUUACCUGGCUACCGGGGCAGCAAUGACUUUAUUUUAUCUGACAAGAAGUCAACCGCAGACCAAAUUCGAGAAAUUGGUCCCUGGUUCAGAAGGAAAUGCAAAAGUAUAUUCCGGAAAAAGAUUCUCUACAAACGAGUUCCGGUCUUGAACUGGUUGCCCCAGUACAAUGCAGACGACGCCGUUGGAGAUCUUGUCGCCGGAUUUACCGUUGGGCUAACGGUGAUUCCUCAAGCUUUGGCUUAUAGCAGUAUUGCUGGACUACCGGCAGCAUACGGUUUGUACGGUUCCUUCAUCGGCUGUUUUGUGUACAUCUUCCUCGGUUCGUGCAAAGAUGUCCCGAUGGGCCCAACCGCUAUCGCCUCCCUACUAACCUUCCAAGUAUGCGACGGUAUUUGGGAACGAGCCGUUCUGCUCUGCUUCCUGACGGGUUUGAUCGAACUACUUAUGGGUCUUUUCGGUUUGGGAUUUCUCAUAGACUUCGUAUCAGGACCGGUAAGCUCCGGAUUCACAUCCGCUGCUGCUUUAAUUAUUCUCAGUUCGCAAGUUAAAGAUUUGCUCGGAAUUUCUGCUAAAGGAAACACGUUUAUACAACAAUGGGAAGCCAUUUUGAAUGAUAUUCACAACACACGGCUCGGGGAUGCCGUAAUGGGAUUCACAUGCAUUGUUAUUCUGUUGCUGAUGAGAUUGUUGCCCAGGAUUCGCUUGGGACCAAAGGAAGUAGAAGAACAGACACUACCUCAAAAGAUAGUCAAUAAAACACUCUGGCUAGUUGGAACCGCUCGGAAUGCUAUAAUUGUCAUCGUUUGCGGUUCUAUCGGGUUUGCUCUGAACAACAGUGGAGGGGCACCUUUCAAGAUGAUAGGCGACGUGCCAAAAGGGUUGCCUACAGUUCAAUUACCGCCUUUUUCAGUACCAGAGAUCGUCGAUGAGAAAGGAGAGGUUAUUCAGGCAUACGAAAGCUUCGGAGAUAUGUUGAGUAACCUUGGAUCAAUGUUGGUAGUCAUCCCAUUGAUUGCACUGUUGGAGGAUAUUGCUAUUUGCAAAGCGUUUGCUAAUGGUAAAUCGGUUGACGCCACUCAGGAACUGAUAGCCAUCGGCACUUCCAACGUUGCUAACUCAUUCUUUCAAGCAUAUCCCGGAACUGGCGCAUUAUCUCGAGGUGCGGUAAACAACGCUAGUGGGGUACGAACUCCUUUCGGCGGCAUCUACACGGGCGUUCUGGUGAUUCUAGCGUUACUCUUUUUUACGCCAUAUUUCUUUUAUAUCCCGAAAGCAGCUCUGGCUGCCAUCAUCAUUGCCGCCGUAAUUUUCAUGGUAGAAGUGCGCGUUGUCAAACCCAUGUGGAGAAGCAAAAAAGCAGAUUUGAUUCCAGGAAUUGCGGCGUUCAUUGCCUGUUUAGCACUACCUCUCGAAAUCGGUAUUUUAGUUGGUAUAGGGCUGAACGUUGUGUUCAUUCUUUAUCAUGCCGCUCGUCCAAAGAUCCACCUUGAUCAAAUGAUUACACCUUGUGGAAUCAAAUACCUUAUGUUGACACCGGAUCGUAGUCUGAUUUUUCCAUCUUCUGAUUUCGUGCGGAACUUAAUCAAUAAACAUGGAAUGAAAAAUCAAACUCCGGUGGUGAUCGACUGCACUCACAUCUACGGUGCGGACUUUACCGCCGCUCAAGUCAUCGAUACGCUAAUUAAAGACUUCAAGAGUCGAAAUCAGAUGUUACUCUUCCUCAAUCUAAAACCAUCCGUUUGUGGAGUGUUCGAAGGUGCUGAUCUCGAGUACCGUGUCUUCUAUGACAUUGAGCAACUAGAGAAAGCUAUCCAGGAGAUUCGGCGAAAAAGCUUUCAAGCAUAGAACUCUGCUACACUAGAUAUCAAUUUAACGGUGACGAAAGACAAACUAUCACGGCUAAUAGUGCCGCUGGAUAUCAACUAACGUAUACGAUAGUCAGUAAGUGUGAACUAUACGAGAAAUACCUGCGAGAGAUAACUUUCCACAAUCUAUAAUAAAUAUAAUUUAAACCAAAUAGUUUAGAUAGAUAGUUUAUGCGUUUAAUGCUGAAAUGAAGCUAUCAUCUUGCUGGUGAUCCCUCUCGUUGCAAAUCAAUUGGGCUGGACCGAGUUGCGAGGGAGCCGACUGUUUGAAACUUGUUAUUGUACCAGUCGGUCUCAAUAACCGACCCGGCGUUAUUUGCUAUGGUAUUACAUAAAACCCACUUAAAAGACGAUUUGCAAAAUGUUUUGUUAUAUUCUGUAUAAAAUUUAUGCACUAAGGUUCGUAAGUUAACCUAGUACGAAAUAAUAUAGUUACUUUAUUUUAAAGUUGAUAAAUCGAAA
Molecule: messenger RNA, 2914 nt
Organism: Malaya genurostris
Lineage: Eukaryota; Metazoa; Arthropoda; Insecta; Diptera; Culicidae
Product: sodium-independent sulfate anion transporter-like
Exons: 5
Coding region: 468-2432 (654 amino acids)
Biological process (GO): transmembrane transport
Cellular component (GO): membrane
Molecular function (GO): sulfate transmembrane transporter activity
Source: RefSeq, a predicted model, not a curated record